Histoplasma capsulatum G186AR is the source of this 1347-nucleotide messenger RNA. RefSeq names its product cysteine synthase. Gene Ontology annotation, cellular component: cytoplasm. The transcript has 4 exons. Gene Ontology annotation, molecular function: cysteine synthase activity. Lineage: Eukaryota; Fungi; Ascomycota; Eurotiomycetes; Onygenales; Ajellomycetaceae. The coding region runs from base 1 to 1347 and encodes 448 amino acids. The record is from RefSeq and is a predicted model, not a curated record.
AUGACAGACAAUCCGCGCCUCUACAUCCCUGCUGCUUUCCUCGCAGGUGUUCUUGUCGCUUUUGGAAUCAGAGAUACUAUAUGUCUCUAUUUUGAGCGCCACUACCGCCAGCGGCGACGAGAAGGUAGCAAAGAUGCACAGAAUGAACGACAUGCGUUUGGGGGGAUAGAAGCUAAAAAUGGUGACAUGAUUGGCGACAUGAAAUACUGCCUACCGUGCAAUCCUGGCCCACCCCCCAUUGUUGACGGGAUAGAAGGGUGCAUCGGAAACACUCCCCUAUUUAGGAUAAAGUCCCUCUCUGAAGCUACGGGGUGUGAGAUUCUCGCAAAGGCCGAGGCGGAAGAAAAAGGUCUUCUCCACCCUUACUCUGGAGACGCCAUUUACGAGGGCACCGUGGGAUCUACGGGAAUUUCACUCGCGACGUUGGCCAGAGCCAGGGGUUACUUAGCGCAUAUAUGCAUGCCAUCCGACCAAUCCACAGAGAAGUCGAAUCUCCUUCUCAAACUGGGCGCCAUAGUCGACCGCGUACCGCCAGCCCCUAUUGUAGAAACAGGACAUUUUGUAAAUAGAGCACGUGCUCUCGCGAAAUCACACUCUUCGUCUCCAGAGUCGUCUCCAGCUCACGCUUCUUCAAGAACCAGCCAUAACCCUCAUGCCACACACGAAAUAACUGAAACGCCAGAUGAGGAUCUGCUGGUUUCGCGAGCGGCUGGUAAACAAAGUCGAGGCUUCUUCGCCGACCAAUUUGAAAAUCCAGCUAAUUGGCAGGCCCACUUUCGAACAACUGGCCCCGAGAUCUUCGCCCAGUGCGAGAGCAAGCUAGAUGCAUUUGUUGCUGGUGCGGGCACUGGCGGCACGAUAUCAGGUGUCGCACGUUUCCUUAAGCCUCGGCUCCCCAAUAUGUCUGUUGUACUGGCCGAUCCGCAAGGCAGUGGGCUUUUUAAUCGCGUCCGUUAUGGAGUUAUGUUUGACAUGAAAGAGCGUGAGGGAACGCGGAGGAGGAGACAGGUGGAUACUAUUGUCGAGGGUAUCGGGAUUAACCGUGUUACCUUAAACUUUGAGGCUGGGAGGGAGUUGAUCGAUGAUGUUGUUAGGGUCAACGAUGCCCAAGCGAUUGCGAUGGCGAGGUGGUUGGUGGAGAAGGACGGUAUAUUUAUUGGGAGUAGCAGCGCGGUCAAUUCAGUUAAAACAGCCUUGAAACUCGGACCGGGACAUAGGAUCGUGACCAUACUUUGUGAUUCAGGGACGCGACAUUUAUCGAAGUUCUGGGAAAAAGCUGGCAAUGUUGCGGGUGCAGUUGAUACGAAACUUGAAGAUGUCCUCAAUGCAAAGGGGAGCGAGGAGUAG